CUCCAUGGAGAACGAAAGAGACGCCGAAACGCCAAAAAGAAACGGCCGCCGCCGGUUGGUACUCUUUCCACUUCCUUUUCAAGGCCACAUAAACCCAAUGCUUCAGCUCGCAAACAUCCUUCACUCCAAUGGCUUUUCCAUAACCAUCAUCCACACCACCUUCAACUUCCCCAACCCUUCCAACCAUCCUCACUUCACCUUCGUCCCCAUCUCCGACGGCUUGUCUGAAACUGAAGCUUCAAACCCAGAUCUCAUUGCUCUGCUCUCUGUCCUUAACCUCAAAUGCGUUAAGCCAUUUGAAGAUUGCUUGGCUAAGUUAUUAGCAGAUGUCUCUGAGGAGCCCAUUACUUGCUUGAUCUCAGAUGCUAUCUUACCCUUCACCAGGGCAGUUGCUGAGAGACUUAAGCUUCCAAGGAUUGUGUUGAGAACUGGUGGUGUUUCUUCCUUUGUGGUUUUUGCUGCCUACCCAAUUCUUCUCGAAAAGGGUCAUAUCCCCAUUCGAGAUUCUCGACUAGAAGAGUUAGUUCCAGAGCUUCCUCCCCUUAGAAUCAAAGACCUUCCAGUAAUCAAGACGAGUAAUCCAGAGGCGCUUUAUGAAGUAGUUAAUAGCAUGGUCAAAGAAACCAAGGCUUCUUCAGGGCUCAUUUGGAACUCUUUCGAAGAACUAGAACAACCAGCACUAAAUGCACUUCGUCAAGACUUUCCCAUUCCUAUCUUCCCUAUAGGUCCAUUUCACAAACACUUCCCAACUUCUUCAAGCAGCUUAAUAAAAGAAGACCAAAGUUCCAUCUCCUGGCUAAACAUGCAAGAACCCAAUUCCGUAAUCUAUGUGAGUUUUGGAAGCAUCGCGGCCAUAGACAAAACAGAAUUCUUGGAGAUAGCUUGGGGUUUAGCUAAUAGCAAGCGCCCUUUCUUGUGGGUGGUUCGGCCUGGGUUGAUCCGUGGCUCAUAUUGGCUUGAACCAUUGCCAAAUGGGUUUCUUGAGAAUUUGGAAGGAAGAGGACAUAUUGUUCAAUGGGCUCCUCAACAAGAAGUUCUUUGCCAUCCUGCUGUGGGAGCCUUUUGGACUCAUAAUGGAUGGAAUUCAACAAUGGAGAGUGUUUGUGAAGGGGUUCCAAUGAUUUGUAUGCCCUGUUUCACUGAUCAACUUGUGAAUGCGAGAUAUGUGAGCAAUGUCUGGAGAGUUGGGGUGCAAUUGGAGAAUGGAUUGGAGAGAGGGAAGAUUGAGAAGGCCAUUGGAAGACUAAUGGAGGAUAAAGAGAUGAGAGGUAGGGCUUUACAGUGGAAGGAGAAGGCAAAUCUUAGUCUAAGGCAGGGUGGCUCAUCAUACCAAUCUCUACAGUGUUUAAUAAGUUACAUCUCAACAUUCUGAUUUUUGAAAAUUUUGUAUUCUAAAACUCCUUGGUUCUUGCCAACUUCAUAUGCAUCCUUUAUUGGGUAGUAACAACCUUCAAGCAGAG
Ilex paraguariensis (yerba mate) is the source of this 1460-nucleotide messenger RNA. Lineage: Eukaryota; Viridiplantae; Streptophyta; Magnoliopsida; Aquifoliales; Aquifoliaceae. The record is from the annotation of a GenBank genome assembly.